AUGGCCAAGAUGCAGAAUUGGCUGGUGGUGACUUUUGGUGGUUCUGGUGACCCAGAACAGCCUGAUGCUGUGGAAAUCUGCUACUUGACUAGUGACUAUUUGCACGACCGCUUCUUCCCAAAAGGCCUGGACAACUUCAAGUCCCUCAUGGAAGAGGUGAAGCAGAUGGUGGAAAAGGCUGACCCCGGCUUUGUGUUCCAACGGCGAGCAGCGGCAUCCACAGUGCCUAUGCUUCCCCUGGCCAAUGAGACAGUGGAGGUCUUCCUCAACCCCUGGCACCUGUCAUUUGAUCCUGCCAUGUCUUUGAAGGGGAAGUCAAAGAUGGUGCAUGUUCUUCGGUGUGUGAACGACUUCCUGGAGAAGCCCUACAACUCUGUGGAGAACCCCAUCCACGUCUUUUUCCCCAAGUCCAUGUGCUCUGAGGGUGAUGGCCUGGAGCCCUUCAGCGUUGGCCAUGGCAUUGGUUUUGCAAAGAGUUUGGCAAUCAAAGCCAUCUUACUCGGUGUCUAUGAGAUCAAAAACGAACUCUCAGAUCCAGAGUUCAGAGCCCUGAUCCCGAGCAUUAAGCCACUCUUUGGCUUUCGCUGCACAUACAAGACGGCAGGGGAUGAGCGCACUGAUCGCUUCCAGUGCUUGCAGGACAAGUUUUCUGAAGCCGCACGCCCGCGCCCUGAUUGCAUUCAAGUGGCCAACCUUCUUCUUGCCCAAGCGCGGGCCGACGGCAUGCAAUGGGAUGAAGCUUGCAAAGUCUUGAUCCCAAUGUUCAACCAGGGCAGCCAGAGUGAGGUGAAGCAGCUGACGGACAUGGAGGUUUGCAUUGUGAAGGCGCUGCCGACCCUGGAUGAGGACACUUUCAGCGCCAUUGACUACCAUUGGCAGCAGACCUUGAUUAAAAACAGCGCCCUCCCAUACAAAGUGUUGGGCAAUGACUUCUUUUUCAAUGGCAGCAAGCCAAGGCAAGACAAUGAGCUGUGGAGAUGCAUCCUGGCUCCAGACAACAGGAAGCGGCACUGGUUUGUGAAGCGCAAGAUCCUAUACUUCCAGUUCAGGGUGGCAGAUGCCAAGCGCUUGAAGAAGAAGGUCAACCUCACUACAGCUUCCUCCAGCUUUCGGGACAAGCUUGAGAAUGAUGCAGCUUGGGCCGUGGCAGCUAUCUUCAGCCAUUUUCUCCAGCAGUGGGAGGGCCUACUCGCGAAGAGUGGCAUGAUCAGGCUCCAGGAAAAGUUCUGCAGGGGCUACCUUGACACAGAGCUGCAGGAGAAAUACCGGAUGCUGAAUCCCACCCUCGCUCCGUCUUCGUUCCGUUUUCUCACUGAAGUAGGCUACCAGGGGGCCACCAUUGACUCCAAGGAAGACAUGGAAGCCAAGGCGAACAGUGACCUUGAGAAGGCAGAGCUUGCAAAGGCCAAAGCCAGGCUUGCCAAAGAACAAUUUCUUUGGAAGUCUUUCCAAGGCAAGGUUGAGGAUUUCAAGCUUCAAGGGCUGGGUCUGAAGCAAGAGCAGCUAGAUCAGGAGAGGGCCAAGCAAAGGGCUGCCAUUGAGAACUACGCUGACACCUUCUUCCCGCUCAGAGACCUUGCUGAGGUCUCACAUGGUGGAACUUUUGCUGAGGCUAGCAUCAACCGUUUCUGCAACGAUCAAGGCUUGCCCAUGGAACCUGUGUACAAAAUCUACUGGUUGAAUAGCUCUGUGCUGGGCUACGACAGUGUGGCUGGAGUGAAGACCAGCCAAAUCGAAAGCAGAAGGAGCAUGCCAAGAUUGCCAAAUGGCUCCGAGUCACGCACCUCACCAACCUUCUCUGAGAGUGACUUCACUAUGACAUACCCCGCAGCUUCCAACUCUUUGCCCUUGCGAGACACUGCAUUGGACCUCCUUGAGAGCAAGAUUCAGAGCCCAGAGGCACGAGCAGAGUGGGAUGCAGCGGUGGCUGAGCACAACGCAGAGUGGAACCCAUCAGGCGUUCCGCACCGCUCCGAUGUGAAGCGCCCAGCUGAAUCAGGCGCAGAAGGCGCCACCCCUGCCAAGAAAGCCAAAGUUCUUGAAGCUGAGAAGGAUGGGCCUCAAACAGUGGAGGAGCUUGCGUCCCAACAUGGAAAACUGGUGGAGGUCCCAGUGGGCUCAGCCAAGUUGUUCUUUGACAAGAAUGGCGCUGUGUGGGCUUUGGCUUCAGACGCUGAGUGUGAACUCAACGAUGAUGGCCCUCUGAAUAAUCUGAAGCUGUUUCACUGGCAGGAGGCCACAGCAGCUGCAAGCAAGUCCAAAGUCUUCCCCAUGGUCUUCAAGAAUGACUUGGAUGUCGCUUGCUUUACCACUGACAGCAAAGGACCUGAAAAGCGCAAGGCCCUUCGCAGCUGGCUGCAUGGCUUGGAAGCUGAUGGGAAAGACCUUGACCAAGCUGGUGACACAACUGGCCGUGUCUACGAUGUUUCCAGCACUGAGAGCUGCAAUUUUGUGCCAGCCAACACCCCCCGCAAGAUUGGAGGCAAGGCCCCUCCAGAUUGGGAUGAUGCUGGGAGCUUCUGCGUCAUGGGCCAGCUGGACAAAUGGGAUCCCGAAACCAAGAAGCAUCAGCUGGGGAAUUUGGAGCUGGUGGACCGCUGGCAACUUUCUGAUACUGAGCAGGGUGUGCAGUGUGUGCCUGUGAAGCCAGGGCUGUUUCCAAGCCAGCCACUUUCCUUGAAGAAGGGUGUUCUGGCCCGGCUGGCGUAG
Durusdinium trenchii is the source of this 2709-nucleotide messenger RNA. The record is from the annotation of a GenBank genome assembly. Lineage: Eukaryota; Dinophyceae; Suessiales; Symbiodiniaceae.